CAAAUUAAAUUGCCAAAUUAUCAUCAAUUACUUAACGAAAAAAAUUUAAGAUGAUAAGAUACACAAAUAAAUCGAUAUAAAUAACAAUUAGAUUAUAAGAUACGAUAUGGUAGGAAGCUUCCACAAAAGGUUGAAUUCAGAAAAACUAUUAAGCCAGUUAAAUUGGCAUGUUCGUCAUCGAAAAAUUUGGCAGUAACUGUUAUUGGAAACGGUCUCAUGGAAACAGACUCCAAAGAACUUGCACCAGUUCUGCAAUUCACCACAUUGAAAACAGUUCCAUUGACUCAAUGUUUGGUUGAGUAUCCAAUUUUAUUGUUGAGAAAGACCGUGAUUUGCGCUCGUGGAGUACAACAACGGAGCUACAGUAAUAGUUGUCCUAUUGAUGAAUGACAUGGAGUAUCAUAGUAAUUAUCAUAGUAAUUUUGAAGAGAUUUUUCAAAACGAUGCCAAAUUUCACUUGGCAAUUGCUCAUAUUUUGAAAUAUUUGUCGAAGAAGCACCAGCACAACAAACAACAACAAUAAGAAACACGUCACGAUGCAUAUUUUAAAAAAUGUGCGGAAAAGUUCGUCUCUAAAAUACUCUUUAUUUGGUAAUAAUUUAGUUUGCAGUGCAAUUUAUUUGAAAUUCAUCAUACAAUAAAUAAAUGAAAUGUAAUAGUUCAAUGUAAUCUUUGAUCAUUGGGCUGGUAACAAAUGUCACAUUAGCAAGUUAUGGUAGCCAGACGUUUUUGUUUCCUACAAUGCAAAUGAAAGAUAGCAUUAUUUUGAAGACAGUGAAUUGUCCAUAAAUUUUUCUACCUUCUGGGAAGCCUUUCAAUUGUCACUCAUAUCAUUUGCUACAAAUAAAGUAAUGACCAGUCUAAGAGAUUAAGAUGAAAUAAAAGUAUUGACCAAAUAUUAUAAAUUAGAUCGUUUUUCGUGCACUAAUUAUUUUGCAAACUUUAGUAUAAACAUGAGUACAAAAGUACACAUUUGGUUGCUGUUCAUGUUUUUUUUGGCUAUUGAGCUUAUGAAAAUAAAUUGAAAAAAAUUCGAAGAACAGUAUUGUAAAUUUGCUACUACCUGUACUCGUUUAUAUGUUAAUUAUAUAGGCAUUCCCAGGCCAUGCUAAUUGACUAAAAAAGUACGGUGGCUUGGUUUUCUUAGCAUCUUUUGAAUUCAGUUUGAACCUGGCGUUCAAAUAGUUAACAUAAUAAAAACUUUUCAGCAACAACUGAAUAAAAUUUAGAAUUCAAAAAAGAAGUUAUCGUUUAUAGUUAUCAUUUGUGAGAAAUUUUUUCAUUCAACCUUGACUGUUCAGCAUAAAAAUGAAAUCUUUUGCUCUAAUCGCAAUAAUUGCAAGCUGUGCAUUUGCAGCUACUCUGCCAAUAAAUCAAGCUACGGGAUAUGAUUUGAUUAAAGCUCUAGAAAAUGAAAACGAAACGGAAGCCAUAAGACUCAUUGAAGACGGAACAGAUGCAAAUGUUUCCGAUGCUGAUCGUUAUUCUCCAAUGCACUGGGCAGCUAAAUUGGGCUAUAACAAAGUGAUUGAUCUUCUUAUGGAAAAGGGUUACAAAAGUCAACUUCACAACAGAACAAUAGGCUUUCGCACUCCGCUGAGUUUGGCUGUCAGAAUGCAUAACUGUGAUACAGCGGAAUUGCUAAUAAAACAUGGAAGUGAUAUUGACGCCGCAGAAAUGCAGAUUAGCUGGAAUCCGCUUCGGUUGGCAGCAUGGACGAAUGAUGAAGAAAUGGUAAAAAUACUUUUAAAAAAUGGCGCGGAUAUUCAUGCCACGAAUUGGUUUGGAUCAACAGCACGAGACAUUGCUGAAGGUUCUGGUCACUUGCGUAUCGUCCGAUUACUUGAUGAAGAAGACAGCAGACGACAAUUGGAGAAAGCAUAUACCAACUUCUAAAGAUUAAGUUUUGUUUACAAGUCAAUCGGAAACAAACAUGAAUUGCGGUCUUUCAUCAACAAACACUUUUAUCUCUUGAUUCUAUUUUCGGGCAGCGCAGUCAUUUUAAAAAUAUUUUUUGAGUUCAA
Molecule: messenger RNA, 2024 nt
Organism: Contarinia nasturtii (swede midge)
Lineage: Eukaryota; Metazoa; Arthropoda; Insecta; Diptera; Cecidomyiidae
Product: ankyrin repeat and SOCS box protein 3-like
Exons: 8
Coding region: 1309-1896 (195 amino acids)
Biological process (GO): positive regulation of transcription by RNA polymerase II
Cellular component (GO): nucleus
Molecular function (GO): transcription cis-regulatory region binding; protein binding
Source: RefSeq, a predicted model, not a curated record